This is a messenger RNA of Nymphaea colorata (pocket water lily), 5003 nucleotides long. Its product is annotated as DNA-directed RNA polymerase III subunit 1. The coding region runs from base 295 to 4440 and encodes 1381 amino acids. Gene Ontology annotation, molecular function: DNA binding; DNA-directed RNA polymerase activity. The record is from RefSeq and is a predicted model, not a curated record. NCBI's taxonomy places the organism in Eukaryota, Viridiplantae, Streptophyta, Magnoliopsida, Nymphaeales, Nymphaeaceae. The transcript has 27 exons. Gene Ontology annotation, biological process: DNA-templated transcription.
UUACGCAAACGGAGAGAGAGAGAGAGAGGCAGUGGAAGGGCCUUGGGCGGGAGUGCCAAUUGAACUCUCUCUCUCUCUCUCUCUCGCUGUGAGACGAGGCCAUGAAAUUGAUAAUCCUUCUUUCUAAGUCUUAAGCGGGGUUUUAUCAUCCUUCUCCCGAGCCUUGAUAACCCUUCUUUCUAAAUCCUAAGGGGGGGUUCAAUCAUCAUUCUCUCGAGUCUACAUUUCGCUACUGAAGUUGAAAUUCUUCUAUGUGCGGAGUUCUGUGUGGGUUGCGGCUUCUUCUCAUAAAAGAUGGCAUCAAUGACCAACUUCACAAAGCAACCAUAUGCCGACGAAGUCGGCCCGCGGAAGAUAAAGAGCAUCCAAUUCUCGACUUUCUCGGGUACGGAGGUCAUGAACGCUGCGGAAGUACAAGUGCAUAAGCCAGUUUUUUACGAAAUAAACCGGGAGCCUGUCGCUCAUGGAUUACUGGACAGGCGCAUGGGCAUCUCAAGUAAAAGUGGUUUCUGUGCCACUUGCCAUGCUGAUUUUACCAAUUGUCCAGGCCAUUUUGGAUAUCUAAAGCUUGUUCUUCCUGUGUUUCAUAUUGGAUAUUUUAAGGAUAUUCAGACAAUCUUACAGUGUAUUUGCAAGUCGUGUGCACACAUACUUCUUCCAGAGAAUGAACGCAAAGCACUUCUGAAGAACAUGAGAAAUCCAAGAUUGGAGGCAUUGCAAAAGAAAGCUUACUUGAAAAAGGUCAUUGGUAUAUGCAAACGCGUUCAUAUCUGCCCUCACUGUGGGGAUUACAAUGGAACUGUGAAAAAGGCUUCCAUGCAGCAACCUGCACUAGCUAUUUCUCAUCAAUAUUCAAAUUCAAACGAUAAGAAGUUUAUGGAUUGCAGCAGUGAUUCAAAUGGGAAGAACAUUUGCAUCCUGAACCCACUAAGAGUUUUGCACCUGUUUAUGAGAGUAACCGAUGAGGAUAAAGAUAUACUUUACCUUUAUGAUAGACCUGAAAAGCUGCUUAUUACAAACAUUCCCGUACCACCAACACCAAUUCGCCCUUCUGCAUUUGUGGAUUCUGGAUCAAUGAGCAAUGAAAAUGACAUCACAAGCAGAUUGAAGACAAUACUUCAAAUAAAUAAUGCUGUGCGUUUACAGUUGCAAGAUGGAAAUACCCAGGCUUGUAUGGAUAACUGGUUACUUCUUCAGAAUGAGGUUGGCCUGUAUAUAAAUAGUGACCAUCCUAGUAUUCAGUCAUCAAACAUGCAGUCACAACCAUUGCAAGGAUUUGUCCAACGCUUGAAAGGCAAACAUGGAAGGUUCCGAGGGAAUUUAUCAGGAAAACGUGUCAACUUCACUGGAAGGACUGUUAUCUCUCCAGAUCCAAACCUGAAAAUUACAGAGGUUGGAAUCCCCAUACUGAUGGCCCAGAUAUUGAGCUACCCAGAACGUGUAUCUCACCAUAAUAUUGAGAAGUUGAGGCAGCGUGUCCGAAAUGGUUUACAAAAGUAUCCAGGGGCAAAUUAUGUCAUUCUUGCUGAUGGUACUAAACAGUUUUUGAAGUUUGGUAAUAGAGAGCACAUUGCAGAGGAACUGAAACAUGGUUGCAUUGUUGAGCGACAUUUAGAGGAUGGGGAUGCUGUACUUUUUAACAGACAGCCAAGUCUACACCGGAUGUCUAUCAUGUGUCACAGAGCCAAAAUUAUGCCUUGGAGAACUCUGCGGUUUAAUGAAUCUGUUUGCAACCCAUACAAUGCAGACUUUGAUGGUGAUGAGAUGAAUUUACACAUUCCUCAAACUGAAGAAGCUCGUGCUGAAGCGCUCAUGCUAAUGGGGGUGCAAAAUAAUUUAUGCACGCCUAAAAAUGGACAAAUUUUGGUUGCUUCAACCCAAGAUUUCUUGACUUCAUCAUUCCUUAUUACAAGAAAAGAUACUUUUUAUGACCGCGCUGCAUUCUCUCUCAUGUGCUCAUAUAUGGGGGAUGCGAUGGAUCCAAUUGACCUGCCAACACCAGCUUUGUUGAAGCCUAUCGAGCUUUGGACUGGGAAGCAAUUAUUCAGUGUGUUGAUACGUCCACAUGCCAGUAUGAGGAUCUAUGUGAAUCUUUUCCUUAAAGAGAAAAACUGUAUGAAAAAUCGUGGAACUAUGUGUCCCAAUGAUGGAUUUGUAUAUAUCCGUAACAGUGAGCUUCUGUGUGGCCAGGUUGGGAAGGCUACUUUAGGAAAUGGAAACAAAAGUGGUCUCUUCUCUGUACUCAUUAGAGAUUAUAAUGCACAUGCUGCUGCGUCUUGCAUGAACCGUCUAGCUAAGUUGAGUGCUAGGUGGAUUGGAAACCAUGGUUUCACAAUAGGGAUUGAUGAUGUCCAACCAGAGGUGAGGCUUGCAAAGAAAAAUAGUCGUGUUAUACGACUGGCACAGAACCAUUGCAAUUCUUAUAUAGAUGACUACAAUAAAGGUGUACUUCAACCACAGCCUGGCUCUACUGCUGCCGAAACUUUGGAAGCUAUGAUAACUAGUGAGCUGAGUGGCAUCCGAGAGAAAGUUGGAGAGGUUUGUACUAAAUUGUUACCUUGGAGGAAUAGUCCUUUGAUCAUGUCACAAUGUGGAUCAAAAGGUUCUCUCAUCAAUAUCUGCCAGAUGAUUGGUUGUGUAGGGCAGCAGUCUGUUGGUGGUCGCCGUGCUCCGAAUGGGUUUAUGGAGCGGAGUUUGCCUCACUUUUUGCGGAAUGACAAAUCACCUGCUGCCAAAGGAUUCGUAACUAACUCAUUCUAUACAGGACUGACUGCAACAGAGUUUUUUUUCCAUACAAUGGGUGGACGCGAGGGCCUUGUGGACACUGCGGUUAAAACCGCUGAUACAGGGUACAUGUCACGGAGGCUAAUGAAAUCAUUGGAAGACCUUUCAAUUCAUUAUGAUCAAACAGUUCGUAAUGCUAGUGGUGUGAUAGUUCAACUUCGAUAUGGCGAGGAUGGCAUGGAUCCAUCAAAAAUGGAAGGGGAUGAUGGUCAACCUCUAAAUUUGGAGCACUUAUUUGUUAAGAUGCAGGCUGUUUGUCCACUUGGUUCACAAAAGUGUUUAUCACACGAUGAAAUACUGAGGAUUGUAGACGACAGACUUUCAAAGGCUGGUUUGAUGCCAGAGGAUGGUUCCUCUUCUUCCUUUAAGGAUAUGUUGAUAGGUUUCAUCAAAAAGCAACUUUCUGCUUGGAACAUGCCUUUCGAUGUUCGGAAAAAAGAAGACAAUUACAAAGAUCAGAAAGAUGUACUUUUAGUUGCUGGAAAUAAAGCUGGAAUUUCUUCACAACAGUUGAAGUACUUCUUGGAGACCAGCAUUCACCGCUAUCGUUCAAAAACAGUAGAAGGUGCAACUGCUGUUGGAGCCAUUGGUGCUCACAGUAUUGGAGAACCAGGAACUCAAAUGACGCUGAAAACUUUCCACUUUGCUGGGGUUGCAAGUAUGAAUGUCACUCUUGGUGUUCCUCGGAUCAAGGAAAUAAUCAAUGCUGCCAAGAACAUCAGUACACCAAUAAUUACAGCCAUUCUUAGCUCCCACGAGGAUAUAAAUGUGGCACGUAUAGUGAAAAAUCGCAUUGAAAGUACUAUGCUUGGGCAGGUGUCAAAAUCUAUAAAGAUUGUUUACUCUGGAAGAGAUGCAUAUCUUCAGGUGAACCUUGAUUGGGAGGCUAUUGAAGCUAUGCAUUUGGAGAUUUCAUCCUACACAAUUAUUGAUGCAAUCUUGAAACAUCCAAAGAUCAAGUUAAAAAGAGAGAAUAUCGCUUGUGUGGAUGAUUGGGAGCUGAAGAUUUACCCUCCCGCGUCUGAUAAAAAGAAGCUGGAUUAUGCUCUUCAUUUUAUAAGUUCCUUACUUCCAAAUGUUGUUGUGAAGGGUAUUCCAACGAUUAGUCGUGCAAUUAUCAAGGAAGAUGAAAAGAGCUAUGUUGAUGCGGAAGACCAAAAGAAGAAGAAAAAGUUAUACAGUUUGUUACUGGAAGGGACAAAUCUCACUGCCGUCAUGGGGAUCCCUGGAGUGGUGGGGGAGAAAACAAAGAGCAACCAUGUUAUUGAAAUUGAGCAGACACUAGGGAUUGAAGCUGCAAGGCAAUCAAUAAUUGAUGAAAUACAGUUUAUUAUGAAGAACCAUGGCAUGACGAUUGAUAUUCGUCACAUGAUGCUUCUUGCAGACGUUAUGACAUUUAAGGGUGAAGUGCUAGGAAUCACAAGAUUUGGCAUUAAAAAGAUGAAAGACAGUGUACUGAUGUUGGCAUCAUUUGAGCAAACAACUGAUCACUUAUUUGAUGCAUCUGUACAUGGGAAAGUUGACCCAAUCGAAGGGGUCAGUGAAUGCAUUAUAAUGGGCAUCCCCAUGCCGAUUGGCACAGGACUGCUUAAAAUUAAGCAAAGUCUUGAUCAGGUUCCGGAGCUCAAAUAUGGUCCCGACCCACUUAUUUCAUGAAGUAUCUUUUAUGUGGAUUUUUCUUCAUCUUUACCAACUACAGAGUGCAAAAAGAAGAUUGCAGUUUUUCCAAGUAAUCCAAUUAGUCGACCUCUGCCUUGGUGCCAUGGCGGUGGAUAAGCAUGACUCCCUACAUGGAGCAAGUUUUGUUAGUGAGUGUAACUUUAACUAUAGGCAUUGUUGUAUAUGGGAAUAACUAUUUGUAGGAACGUGAACGUGGUGGGAGUCCUAUCAUCACUUCAAUUCCCAUGGGUGUUAUGCUCCUUGUUCAAAAGGGUGAGGCACGGUUCUGAGUUGAAGGUGUACUGUUCCCACUGUAGGGCAUUGGCUCUCACUCUGGUGGUAGAAUCUUCCUCCAGCUCACCCCAAAAGCAGGAAAACUAAAAUUAUUUAUAGGAAUCCAAGCAUUAUUGUUUGCUCUCUUCUUGGAUUCACUUUUUUCCUUUUAUACUAUUUUAUUGCUAUGUAAUUGAUGUAAAGUAAACGUGGUCCCAACAAAUCCUUAUCAUCAUUGUAAAUAACGUGCCCAUGUUAUAAAUUAAUUUAUUUCUUUUUUGGGGGAA